CAUGUACGUUGUCAACUCGACGUGAGUUGAUCUCACACAGUGGUCAAGUGAUCGUACCAAAAUGCCGAGAAGAAGGGCUGCCCAGAACGCUGCUUCGAAAAUCUCUGACAUUGCGGAUAAAGAAAACGAUUCGUCUGUGAAGAAAACGAGAACAGCAAAAUCUAGUGCUGGAAAAUCUCUGAAGGAACAAUUGAUAAAGAAGACUAGUGGACAAAAUGAAGAGAUCACGUGUUCAAAGGCAGAGCAACAGGAAAUUCAAACCAAGGAGAAGAGGACUGAUCUUACGAUAGAGUCUGGCAAAGAGAACAAGUCAGAUAAACCAGCGAAAGAAAAGAAAAGAAAGCCAAAGAAAGAUCAAGAAACCCUGUCAACAGACAAAAUAGCUGAUGAGCCAAGAAAAAAUUGGUCAGAGAAUGAUGUCCCUAAAGUAAAAAGGUCACAGCCCGAGAAGCCUGUAAAGGAGGACACUGUAUCUCGAGGGAAAACCAAACCGAGGCCGAAGCAGGCAUCUACGAAGAGCACUAUAGUAAACUCAGAGGCAACAAUGACUGUUGCUCAGAAAACAAAAAAUAGGGAACCUCACCUAUAUCAAGUUAAAAAGCCGAGUAACAUAAAAACAGAUCCAGAUGAUGAUGAUGUAGAUUCUUUAAAAGCAAAACCCAAAACGAGGCAUAAAAAGGAGUCAAAGAUAAAUCCAAAAGAAACAACUGGAAUAGAAAACAACAAUACCGCUUUGAAUGAUAUCAAGAAAACGAAAGUAAGGGCUACAGGACGAAAGAAAAACAGGACUGAGCAAGACGAAAAUGAUAAUGAUUACACAUCCAAAGGUCAGUCUCCAAAUGGAGGAUUGGUUAUGAAACCAGACUUAAGUCAUAGCAACAAAACCCUGGAACCUUUGAAGGUGGAUUUGCCGAAAGGAGAGCAAAAAAUAAUACAGGAUCGACCAAAAAAAUUAGGACAAUCUAAGAAAUUGAAAUCAUCAGAGCAGAUUGAAGAGGAUAUCCUGGGUGUUAGAUCUCAGAUAUCUCAAUGGUGGGACAAAUGUUACUAUGGAAAAGAACAAAGAACGCUUUGUCGGCCCUUUUUUGAUGAAAACCUGACGUCAUCUAAUCUAACAGCCCUGAAAAAAGAAGAAGCAAAGCUACGGAAAUUUUACGAAAAGAAUCGCCAUAUAUUUGAUAAUAUACACGAAUCUCUGCAAAGGGAUACUAAACAAAGCCAAGGACCAUCAAGUACUAGCACCGAUUAUAAGGCAGAAAUACUGACUAAAGAAAAAGAGUUACAGGAUUGUCAGACACUGCAUCAGGAAAUCUUUCAUCAACUAGAGUCCCAGCUGGAAGAAAAGGAGAAAAAAAUUUACCAGCUAGAAAAGAAUAUUAAAGAAAUGAAAUCACACCAAACGGUAUCACAGAAGCUGUGUUAUCGAACUUUGUCCAUUUUUAAGCAGCCGCCGCAAGAAAAGGAUCAUGAAAUUACAACACCUCGAACAACCGAAGAAUAUCUCAACUCGACCUACACAAAAGAGAAUGAUUGUGAUUUUGGAAAAAAGAAAAACCAGUCUGCAACGACGUGUAACAAUGAGGAUUUCCAUGAAGUAAAUGUGCUUUAUGAAUUUUGUCAAAAACAGAAGAAAACCAUCCGAAAUCUCGAACGAGAGAUCGAACUGAUGCGACAGGAAAGAAGGAAGCAAGCAAAUGAUUUCAGCGAACCUGGUGGACUUGCCGAAUGAUUAAAAAGUUUUGGAAUUUUAAAGACUCAUUAAAUCUUAUAGGUUUUAAAAUGUUUUGACAUGUUUUAUUAAUAAAUUUGUAAUUAAAAAUAAAUGUUUUGUUUUGAU
Molecule: messenger RNA, 1837 nt
Organism: Magallana angulata
Lineage: Eukaryota; Metazoa; Mollusca; Bivalvia; Ostreida; Ostreidae
Product: DNA ligase 1-like
Exons: 16
Coding region: 62-1729 (555 amino acids)
Source: RefSeq, a predicted model, not a curated record